GGUCGCUCCGGCAGCGCCGCGCGGAGCCGGAGCCGGAACCGGAACCGCCCCCGGGAGCCCCCGGCCCGGCACCGUCCUCCCCCCCCCCACCCCCCACCCCCGCCCGGUGCCCGGGCCCAGCACCGCCCCCGCCCCCCGCCCCCGCCCCUCCCUCCUUCCCCCGGAGCCCCGACAUCCCCCCCGGGCUCCCCGCGGCCCGGCCCGGCCCGGCCUCGGGAUCCCCCCGUCCCACCCGGGAUCCCCCCCCCCCCCCCACUCCCCACCCCGGGACGCCUCCGCUCUGGUCCCGGCAUCACCCCGGUGCCCCCGGCCUCCCCCCGCAUCCAUCCGCCCGCUUCCGGUGCCCCCCCCCCCGGUCCCCAAGACCCCCUCCCCCCCCCGCCCGGUGCCGCCGGCCCCCCCACCCCCCCCCCGUCCUCCUCCUCCGGUACCGGUCGGGCCCAUGGAGUCGCAGUGCGAUUACUUCAUGUACUUCCCGGCGGUGCCGUUCGCCGCCCGGGAGCUGCUGACGGGCGAACCGGGCCGGUACCGGGCGCUGCCCCGCCGUAACCACCUCUACCUGGGUGAGACCGUGCGGUUCCUCCUGGUGCUCCGCUGCCGCCCCGGCACCGGGGCCGGCACCGGGGCCGGGCCGGGCCGGCCGCCCUGGGCCGAGCUGGCCGCCUCGCUGGCCGCCCUGGCCAGCGUCAGCCCCGGCGGCUCGGAGCCCGGCGGCGAGCGCGACGGGGACGGGGAGGCGGAGGGCGGCGAAGGCGGCGGGGUCCCGCCGGAGCCCCCCGUUUUCCGGGACUGCCGGGCCCUGCUGACGCACAGCCAGGGCCCCCCGGGGCGGCCCGCGGCCGGGAUGCCGGUGGAGGACCCCAUCGUGUCCACGGACGAGGUCAUCUUCCCCUUGACCAUCUCCCUCGACAAGCUGCCCCCCGGCACCGUCAAGGCCAAGAUCGUGGUGACGGUGUGGAAGCGGGACACGGAGCCGCCCGAGCUGCGGGAGGGCGGCGGGUACCUGAGCCUGCUCCAGACCCGAGCGCCCACGCACGUCUUCCGCCAGGAGCAGGGGGCCUUCAAGGCGCAAGUGAGCACCCUGCUGACUGUGCUGCCCCCGCCCGUGGUGCGAUGCCGCCAGCUCACCGUCUCCGGGAAGUACCUCACCGUGCUCAAAGUGCUGAACGGCUGGUCCCAGGAGGAGAUCUCGCUGUGGGACGUGCAGAUCCUGCCCAACUUCAACGCCAGCUACCUGCCCGUCAUGCCUGACGGCUCCGUCCUGCUGGUCGAUGACGUCUGCCACCACUCGGGCGAGGUGCCCGUGGGCGCCUUCUGCCGCGUGGCCAGCGCCGGCUCGGCCUGUCCCUGCGCCCUCAGCGCCCUCGAGGAGCACAACUUCCUCUUCCAGCUCCAGGCGCCCGAGAGGCCCCCCGAGGACGCCAAGGAGGGCUUGGAGGUCCCGUUGGUGGCCGUGAUCCAGUGGUCAACGCCGAAGCUGCCCUUCACCAGCAGCAUCUACACGCAUUACCGGCUGCCGAGCAUCCGCCUGGAGCGGCCGCGCUUCGUGAUGACGGCCGCCUGCGAGUCGCCGGUGCGGGCCCGGCAGCGCUUCACCGUCACCUACACGCUGCUCAACGACCUCCAGGACUUCCUGGCCGUGCGGCUCGUCUGGACGCCCGAGACCGCCACGGCCGGGAAGAAGCUAUCCGGGGAGGAGCGCCGGGCCACGCAGGCCGCGCUGGACGCCGUCGUGUGCCACACGCCGCUCAACAACCUGGGCUACUCGCGCAAGGGCAGCGCCCUGACGAUCCGCGUGGCCUUCCAGGCGCUGCGGGCCGGGCUUUUCGAGCUGUCGCAGCACAUGAAGCUGAAGCUGCAGUUCACGGCGAGCGCGGCGAACCCGCCGCCCGAGGCCCGGCCCGUGUCGCGCCGGAGCAGCCCGAGCAGCCCGGCCGUGCGCGAGCUCGUGGAGCGGCACCAGGCCGCGCUCGGCCGCUCCCAGUCCUUCUCGCACCAGCAACCCGCCCGCAGCCACCUCAUGAGGUCCGGCAGCGUGAUGGAGCGGCGCGCCAUCACCCCGCCGGUGGGCUCCCCCGUGGGGCGGCCCCUCUACCUGCCCCCCGAGAAGACGGUGCUCUCGCUGGACAAGAUCGCCAAGCGGGAGUGCAAGGUGCUGGUCGUGGAGCCCGUCAAGUGACGGCCACCUCGGGGACGGGGUGUCCCUGGGGGGGGGGGGCAGGCGUCUGGGGGGGGGGGGCCGGGGCCGCGCCCCCCCCCGCCCCACGCGGCCCCACGCCGCCCCACGCCGCCGGGGCUAAACCUGCUGCUUCACUGGGACUGCACUGGAACGUGCC
Rhea pennata is the source of this 2336-nucleotide messenger RNA. RefSeq names its product trafficking protein particle complex subunit 14 (gene TRAPPC14). Gene Ontology annotation, molecular function: alpha-tubulin binding. Gene Ontology annotation, cellular component: TRAPPII protein complex. The record is from RefSeq and is a predicted model, not a curated record. Lineage: Eukaryota; Metazoa; Chordata; Aves; Rheiformes; Rheidae. Bases 443 to 2179 code for a protein of 578 amino acids. The transcript is spliced from 11 exons. Gene Ontology annotation, biological process: cilium assembly.